Messenger RNA from Trypanosoma theileri, 2250 nucleotides. Its product is annotated as putative CLC-type chloride channel. Gene Ontology annotation, cellular component: Golgi apparatus; early endosome; membrane. Lineage: Eukaryota; Euglenozoa; Kinetoplastea; Trypanosomatida; Trypanosomatidae. The record is from RefSeq and is a predicted model, not a curated record. Bases 1 to 2250 code for a protein of 749 amino acids. The transcript has a single exon. Gene Ontology annotation, molecular function: voltage-gated chloride channel activity. Gene Ontology annotation, biological process: transmembrane transport; chloride transport.
AUGCAGCAUCAUCAUCAGCAGCAGCCGGGUGAAUUUACUGGUAUUGUCAAUGCGCCGAUUGAGUCCGACUGGGCAACGAUUGACUGGAUUAGCUCGCAGCACGAAGCUAGUGAGCGACGUGUGGCUCGGCAACACAAGACUGGCGACGGUUCAAUCACUGCACGUACACGAAACGCACUAACACAAAAUGAAAGUUUUCUUGCUGCCUUUUUAACAGGACUUGUACUCGGUCUUCUUGGCGUAUUUUGUGAUGCAUGUUCUCACUGGGUUUCAGCCUUUCGUCUUGGUAUUUGUGCCAAUUUCUUUUGGCUUGGACGUAAUCUUUGUUGUGUAGUAGAAGAAGAUUGUACUGGUUAUUAUACCUGGGGUGAAUUCUUUCUUGGUAGAGGAGACCGUGUAGCGGCAUUUGCUGAUUUUUGUUUCUAUGUACUUCUCUCUACCUUUGCCGCGAUGAUUGCAUCUUUUGUAUGUAAAGUGUACGCCCCUUACGCUGCGGGUGGUGGUAUUAAUGAAGUAAAAACGAUUGUCUCUGGUCAUCACGUGCGGCGAUAUCUUGGUGGAUGGACACUUGUAACGAAAGCUAUCGGUAUGAGUUUCUCUACAGGCUCUGGCCUUGUGGUGGGAAAGGAGGGACCCUUUGUACAUAUUGGGGCUUGUGCGGGGGAAAUCAUUGCAAAUCUAUUCCCAAGUUAUCGACUGGAUGUUAAGAAACGUGAACUUAUUGCGGCAGGAGCAGCAGGAGGCGUUGCCGUGGCGUUUGGUGCACCUGUUGGCGGAGUUAUAUUUGCAUUGGAGGAGAUUACAAGUUAUUAUAACUUUAAGGCCAUGAUGGCAGCUCUUAUUUGCGGCGUAACGGCCGUGUUAUUGCAAUCACGUAUUGAUCUUUGGCAUACAGGACAUAUUGUGCAAUUUAGUGUGAAUUAUAAACAUGAUUGGCAUUUUUUUCAAUUGCCACUUUUUGCCAUUUUGGGUGUUGUUGGUGGUCUUCUUGGAUCUUUAUUUAAUGUGGUUAAUAUUCGUAUCAUUCGUUGGCGAAAGGCAAAUCUUAAAAUGUGGCGUGUAACGGAAGUUGCUGUUGUGGCCGCUAUUACUGCUGUGGUAAACUUUAUUACACCCUAUAGUGCGGGAAGUUUAUUAGAACUACUCGGAGAUGCCUUUCAGGAUUGUACUCCAAACAGUCCUAUUGAACUUUGUCAAGGAAGUAAUGUUAAAAUAUUUUUAAAUCUUCUUUUAACAGCUUCGGUAAAGUUAUUGCUAUGUGUGUACACGGUAGGUACAUUCUUACCUUCGGGUGUUCUCGUUCCAUCUCUUGCUAUUGGAGCCUUGUAUGGUAGAGCGUUUGGUAUUUUGUGUCGAGCUAUACAAGAAUCGUAUGCCAGUUCAUACAUCUUUUCAGAAUGUUGGAAUCAAGAUCUCUGUGUUAUUCCUGGAGUUUAUGCUAUAGUGGGGGCGGCUGCAAUGUUAACUGGAGUUACCCGAAUGACUAUUUGUCUUGCUAUUAUUAUGUUUGAGUUAACUGGUUCACUCGAUUAUCUUGUUCCAGUUAUUAUUGGUAUUUUAUGCGCCAAGGCCGCCGCAGAAGGAGUGGGAGUUGAAGGUACAUAUGAAAUUGGUAUUGCCGAAAACAAUUUACCGUUUCUUGAUCCCAAGAAGGAGUGUUAUAUAGAUGCCGUAGCGGAAGAUGUAUAUGCGCAGCGUAAGUUCACUGUUCUCACCGCAUAUGGUUUCACUGUGGGAAAAAUAAAUGAGAUUUUGCAAGAGAUGCAAGUAUCAGGAUUCCCAGUGGUGAAUUCUCUUGCAGAUAUGACACUUAUUGGGUAUGCCCCUACAAAGAAGAUUGUACGGGCAAUUCAGGUAGCAGCAGCGAAAGAUAGUCGUAUUAACUUUAAUACUCCUGUCCGUUUUACCGCAACACCCUCUAGUGAUUUAAUAUCAUCAUCAGCAGCAUCACCAACAACAACAACAAUAAAAACAACAACAACAACAACAGGAGGAGGAAGAGAAGAAGAACCUCUAGAACUUGAUAUCACAUCUGUAGUGGAAAGUCCAAUGCUGCAAGUGGAGCCGGAGUGUCCUGUCUCACGUAUGCUCUUUCUAUUCAAAUCGCUUGGACUACGGCAUAUAAUGGUGUGUAGACACUCAAAGUUCACGGGGUAUAUUAGUAAGAAAGACUUUAUUAAGUUCUUGCGAGAUGCGGAGCGGGCAGAACAUAUGGAGGAUGUGGAACUUGAACGAGCCGGAGGAAGAUAA